AUGCCGCGCAGGACACAUAAGAAAUCUCGCAAUGGCUGUGCUGAAUGCAAACGCCGUCACGUCAAGUGUGAUGAGCGACGACCCGUCUGCUCCAAUUGCGUGGCUUCUGAACGGAGGUGCCAGUUCAUGGGGCCUGCGCGCCUUGCACAAACCUCACCAAGCAAUAGUCAGGAAUAUGCUUCUGCUUCGCCCGCCACCACCUCCUCUCCCGGACAGGAACCCAUUCAAGCUCCAAGUGGCUUCUCUGAGGAUGCUCCUGUCAAUAUGCUCCAUGUGGAACUGCUUCACAACCUAUUGGUGGAAACUGCCAGUUGGGUUAGCGCCACCCACCGGCCAUCUGAGAUGUCCUUCCCCAACAUGCUUCAGAUCGGUCUUGGAGCUCCCUACCUUAUGAAUAUGCUAUUGGCCAUCAGUGCUCUGAAUCUCAGCAUCACUAGGCCCGACCGUCAAGACUUCUAUCGGCAUCACGCUACCCGGCUGCAAAACUACGCGCUGAGCAAUUUCAACAGCCUGUCGCCAGAGUUUGACGAACAGAAUUGCAUUCCAAUUUUUCUGUUUGCUUCCACGCUAGGAAUGCACUUGCUGUGUGAUACCCUCGUCUUUCGUGAUGGCCUUUUCGAGGACUUUCUGGAUCGUUUUGUGCAGUACAUACGGCUUCACCAAGGGAUACGAACAGUCACAGCGGAGGGGCGAUGGAAUUUCCUACAGCAAACGGCACUUGGUCCGAUCUUGAGUCUCGGCGCGCAGAUUCCCCCCAUGGAUGUGGAGUUUGGGCCAGUGUGUAGAGAGCUAUUCGAGCGUAUCCAAGUUUCGGAAAGUGAUGAAGCCAGGAUCAAAGUGUACCAUCAAACUGUCCAGGCCUUGCAAACGGUGAUGACGGUAAUUGAUACAGGCUUGUCGUCAAAUGGAGGGCUGAAUGCUCUUAUUGCGUGGCCGGUGCUGAUUUCUCGUGAAUUUGUUGACUUGGUGUCAUCACGGCAAGGAGAAGCCCUUGUGAUUCUGGCAUAUUAUGGAGCUCUCAUUCAUGCACGUCGUGAUAAGUGGAUAUUUACCGAUGGAGGGCGGUUUUUGGUAGAGUCUGUUACCCAGUAUCUAGGGCCUUCCUGGCAUGAAUGGCUGGAGUGGCCGCGGAAAGUUUUAACUUAG
Molecule: messenger RNA, 1146 nt
Organism: Penicillium canariense
Lineage: Eukaryota; Fungi; Ascomycota; Eurotiomycetes; Eurotiales; Aspergillaceae
Product: Zn(II)2Cys6 transcription factor domain-containing protein
Exons: 2
Coding region: 1-1146 (381 amino acids)
Biological process (GO): regulation of transcription by RNA polymerase II
Molecular function (GO): DNA-binding transcription activator activity, RNA polymerase II-specific; zinc ion binding
Source: RefSeq, a predicted model, not a curated record